UCAGUUUUGAAAAAAAAAUAUUUGAAUUGAACAUCAAUUUAAACUCUCCAGCUGAACUGUGCGAUGUUUUUGUACAUUUUUCUGUGCAUUAUGGGAUGGGGAAAUUUAGUAUUGACGAAGCGUCCAUGUUUUAACUCAGACGGGAAUCUAACUUAUUACGAUAUCGGCCAAUUUUGCUGCGGGGGUCAUGUUUACGACAGAGAGGAGGAUCUUCGCUGUUGUGAAGGUGUGAAGAUAUACAGAGAAAAUUCCCACACCUGUUGUGACUCCGGGGAAGUACACGACAGAUUCAUUCAGACCGGGCAAUAUAGAGGAAAGGAACAACGGUGCUGUGGAAACAGGACUCACCUGACAGACACCAUUGGAACAGACACGUACUGCUGUGGAAGUGAAUUCAUAAGAAAAGAUUACGGUUGCUGCAAUGGUACAAUAGCCUUCAACAGGAGUGUUUCAGACUGUGUGAAAUAUCACGUGGUUCCACGGGGGCACGACUUCUGCAAUGGGAUACAAUUCGACAAACGGAAACAGACGUGCUGCGGCAAUUCCCGUCUCCACAAUGUUCCUUCCGGUGACUGGAAUUUUCGGUGUUGUGGGAUGGCUUUAAUUGAUGAUAGAAAACAACGAUGCUGUUCAGACAACGUCCAGCCUAAAAGUGGAUAUUGUUGUGGGACAGGGGUGUAUAACCGAAACAACCAGAUCUGCUGCCGUCGGAAUAUCAUCUCCUCAAAUGGUACAUUAGGCUGUUGUGGAGGGGGUUCUUAUGACAAACGACACCAGACCUGCUGCCACGGCAAAGCAAUCCAGAAAGAAACCGAAAUAUGCUGCCAAGGCACCGUGCACAAUAUCAACAAUGUUGAAAAACCCCAGUGCUGUGGAAGAAGCGUGUACUCUCGGACAUCACAACUUUUUUGCAGAAAUGACGUCAUAACAGACAAAACGAAAACUCAUCACUUCAAUACCUGUGGAAAGCAGCCGUAUGACGGGGAAAAAGACCUCUGCUGCAAUAUGCAGAUCCAUAAAGGGGCCAAGGGAUCUGGGCGAAAAUGCUGUGGUUCAGGGACUAAAAACUAUAACCCUAAAACGGAGGAGUGUCAUCUUAAUGAUGUCAAGAAUAAAACAGAUAGCCAUCCUGAUAAAAAAGAACCGCAAACAUUCGGAAUUUCCACAGCUUGCUCUCCUGAAUGGACUCCAUCGAAAAUGCAAAAAUUCAUAAAGGAUAAGAAAAUAUACAUCUGCAGAAGAAAUGCUUAUGUAAUGGAAGUGAAAUCCUUCGAACUCUACAACAGAACAGACACUUUGCAAAAAGGGACUUUAUUAAACGUGGCUGUGAAACACAAAAUCAACAAUGCCAAGAAUGGUCUGGAGAUAGAUAGAACCUUUACUCUGGAUCUUCCUUGUAGCAGUGCAAAGCUACAGAAACAAAAUUACGAAAUACUGCUCGUAACAGACAUGGAUGUCAAACCUCCUAAGAAAUUGUUUUAUCUCGGGGACAGUGAUAUCAUUCUCCCUUACAAAACGAAGAUAGGAAAGAUUAUAAAAAGAAAAUUAAACACGUGUGAAAAACAUAUUGUAAGAAAUAUAUACGCAUUCAUUAAACAAACUUUGAAAUCAAAAAAGAGAUUACGAUGAAGAGCAACGAGAAGAGGUUAGCGCUAGCAGCAAUAUGAAGGCAUCACCGACUGUAAGUAUAAUACAGGCUUAGCAACCUUUGCCGGGAUACCUCUCAACCUUUGCCGGGAUACACCACAACCUCUGCUGUGAUAUAUCGCAACCUCUGUAGGAAUACAACGCAACCUCUAUCAGGAUACCUUAGAAAAUUGCCUGGAUACCUUGGGACCUUGGUCGGGAUACCUCGGGACCUUGGUCGGGAUACCUCGGGACCUCUGUCGGGAUACCUCGGGAUCUCUGUCGGGAUACAUAUAGAGACCACUGCUGGGAUACCAAGGGACUGUUUUGGAACAUAGAGGAACUCAGUGGGAUACCAGGAUGAGUUAGCAAAUAUUGAUUGUAUAUUGAUUUACUCUUGGUCAGCAUUUUGGGUGAAGAAGUUCACUUUUAUCAGGGACGAUGACAUUAGUAGGCCUCCUUCAUUCAGAUGGAGAUAAAAAAAAACAUUCCGAGGACUUAUAAAUCUAGAUAUUGUUAUGAACUAUUCUUUGGCACUAUUUUUCAUAUGCACUGAUUUUUGAAAAUUUACAUGUACGUUGUAUAUAUUAACAAUAUUGAUUAACUUGUAAUUGUGUUGGAUUCUAUAUAUAACUGGCAGAAUUUCAGGGCGACUCGUUUACGUUUUGAGUUGAUUCUUUCAAUAUGGUCACUUCCAUUGCAUUGAUAGCGCCCCCUGUUUUUUGUUUUUUAUUUUCAAAUGUAUUUUAUCAAACGUUGCCAUAUUUUAUCUUUUCUAUUUGUAUUGUAUAUUUUUUUCAUUUGUAUUGUAUAUUUUUUUCAUUUGUGUUGUAUAUUUUUUCACCAUUGGUCAAGAUUUAGCCAGUAUCGUGUUGAAAACGAGCAAGGUUUUGAAACCACAUGAUAAACUGGUCCCCUAUUUCCACCCAGGACUAGUUUAGUUGAUAAGUUAAAUGGUGGAUAAACGGGGGAAAGUUCAGUAGAAUUUACAGACAUGUAUAGUUAAACAGUAGUUAUAAAAAAGAUAUAGCCUAUGGCUCGAAAUUUGAACCAUAUUUUAAACCAAAGAAAUCAUUUGUAACAAACCAAAAUAGGCAAUCCCUCAGAUACAAUACAAAUGAAAAAUUAUACAAUUAUAUGCCUUCCCUGAAAAUAAAAAUCAUACAAUACAAACGAAAGUGUUUUCCAAUACAAAUGAAAAAUCAUUCACGACAAAUGGUAAAUUUAGAAUACAAAUGGAAAAUAUACGAUAUCAAUGAAAAGUUAUACAAUGCAACUGGAAAAGAUAACAUUGUAUUUAUAUGAUGAAAUCAAAUUAAAUGUGUUCAUUUUUAUCUAUGUACUCCAAUUGUUACUUGUGAAACGUUUUAUGGUGACUUUGAUGUAGACUUCUUUCCAGAUUGUGUUCUAGGAAAUCGGGUUAAAUGUAUUGUAAUAAUUGAGGAGGAUGUCUCAUAUUGUCUUUUGUAUUAUGAGAAUGUAAAAACAAUGGCAGCACGCGGAAUUUGUAGAACUAUACGUCCAUACUAUCAACUGUCUCAAUAUGAGUGAAAAGUUCUCGACGGGACAAACAAUCAACGCCUGUGUUUUAUUUAUCUAUUGUACAUUUAUAUCUGAUAUUUGUGUAGUGUAAUUUAAUGAACUUGAAUAUUUUUUAAACAUAUUUUGUUGCUGUGAUUGGUCAGUUGUGUAUCAGAGUUGUUUGCCAGUGUUUUUAUUGAUAUAUAAAACAUGUACAAUGAAAUACCAUUGGUUAUUUCCCAAAACUGUAUUCAUUCUUUAUACUAUGUAGUGCUAAGUUGUUUGUUUUUGUUUAUUUGUUUUUUGGUGAGGAGGGGGUUGCAUCUUUGUUUUUUAUGCUUUGAUUUUUUGUUUUUUGUUUGUUUAUUUGGUUUUUAAAAAAUAUAUAUAUACAUGUAUUAUGUGUAUAAUUAUUUAUCUUGACAAGUUAUUUCCUUGCUUUGAUUUGCAAUUGUUGAAUGUCGUAACGUUACUAAAGUUUUCUUUUUCUGAUAAAAAAAAAAAUAUCAGCUGCAUUGAUCCGAGAUCGAAUUAAUAUUGGUGACGGUUAAAAUACACUUUCUUCAGCAGAAAUAACUCCCCCGAUAUAUGAAAAAUGUGUAAAUUUGUUAAUUUCCACCUGACGAUAUGAAAUUAUAUGCACAUUAUUACAAAUUUGUACAUGAACAGAGUUGGAACAAUUUUCAUACUACCAUUCAGUUUUUAAACGUUUGCAAAGUAAAUUUUUUUUUUCAAAAACACUAGAUAUAAUAAUGGAAAUCACAUGAAUCUAAGAUAUUUUUGCAUUUGUAUAUUCUGAAAGGUUUCUAUUGAAGAUGUUUUGUAUUGCUUCCUUAUGGUAACUAUGUACAUUUCACAUUGUGUUCAGACAUAGAUGUAAAACCAUUGAGGAAAAUUAUUAAUAUUGCUGUUUUUAUUGGGGUUUUUUUAUUUUUUUAUUAUUGUCAUGUUUUUGUUAAAAUAUAUUUUGAUGUUUUUUUCUUCUUCUUAAAUUGUAGGCCUAAUUCAUCGUUUGACUUUUUUGUUUUAUCUGUAUUAUUGUCAAGUUUCCAAUAAAAUAUUUUUAUAAUGCUAUUUGCGGUUUUUUCCCUUUAAAUUAUAUUUUUUCGCCAAUGAUUAUAUUAAAUAUAAAGGAGCUAACCAAAAUACAUCUUCGGAAAUCCACGGUCGGUCACACUUCUUUUAGGUAUUUUUUCGCCAAUGAUUAUAUUUAAUAUAAAGGAGCUAACAAAAAUAUAUGUCGGAAAUCCACGGUCUGUCGUACUUCUUUUAGGUUUUGGAUUUCCGACCAUGACCCAAAUAGAAGUUUACAACAAUGGUUUUGCUAUCUUUUUAAGAAAUGAAUUUCAAUUUUAUGAAAAUACUUGGGGGUUUAAACUGCGACGCUUCAUUCCGGCAUUUUUCAUCCGGCGCUUCAUCAAAAGUUUACGCUGGCAAGAAGCGUCAUGUAUCAUCCCCCCCCCCCCCCCCCCCAAGAAAUUAUAAGUGAGAUACAGCACUCGCAAUUCAGUAAAAUUAUUAAUAUUGCUGGGUUUUUUUGUUUUUGUCAUGUUUUUGUUAAAAUAUAUUUUGAUGUUUUUUCUUCUUCUUAAAUUGUAAUUUAUCGUUUGACUUUUUUGUUUUAUCUGUAUUAUUGUCAAGUUUUCAAUAAAAUAUUUUUAUAAUGCUA
Molecule: messenger RNA, 4816 nt
Organism: Ostrea edulis (European flat oyster)
Lineage: Eukaryota; Metazoa; Mollusca; Bivalvia; Ostreida; Ostreidae
Product: galaxin-like
Exons: 8
Coding region: 64-1629 (521 amino acids)
Source: RefSeq, a predicted model, not a curated record